This is a messenger RNA of Penicillium arizonense, 774 nucleotides long. RefSeq lists its product as uncharacterized. The transcript is spliced from 4 exons. NCBI's taxonomy places the organism in Eukaryota, Fungi, Ascomycota, Eurotiomycetes, Eurotiales, Aspergillaceae. Gene Ontology annotation, cellular component: cytoplasm; nucleus. Bases 1 to 774 code for a protein of 257 amino acids. The record is from RefSeq and is a predicted model, not a curated record.
AUGAAGUUUCUCUGUUUCCAUGGUGCCAUUGGCAAUGUUGAUGUAACUUCCCGUGAGAUUGACGACGAUAUUAGUGCUCAUGCUCAGUUAGCUCCCCUUGAGAAGGAGAUGUCCAUGGACAGUUCCGCUGAAUUCCACUAUAUCAUGGGCCCCGUUCCUGUGGUUCCCCCGGCAGGUUUUACGGAGUAUUUUGGUGUUGGUCCGCAUUUCAGGUGGCUCGAAGACAAUGGAGUCGCGGAGGAAUCCAUGAUUUCCCGCGUUCGAAAAUCUCCGCAUGGCCAGAGCCCAGAAGAUGCUAUGAGAACUCUGGGUGAGGGCUGGGAUGGCCGCUGGAAUAACCACCAACAGGUCAUGGAUUACCUCUAUGAUACCUUGGAGAAGAACCCUGACAUUGCAGGUGUCAUGGGUUAUAGUGAGGGUGCUACCAUGGCUGCCAGUCUCAUCAUGGAUGAGGCAAGAAAGGCCCAGGAGACUGGACGUGUCCGUCAAAUCAAAUGCGGAGUCUUCAUCACUGGAUGGCCUCCCCUCUCUCCCGAGGAAGAUGUGGUCCUGGCAGACGAGAGCGACCUUAUUCUGGACGUGCCCACACUUCAUGUUGUUGGUGCAGAUGACCCCUACCGAUACGGCGCGCUAGCCCUGUUCAAUGUGUGUGACCCGGAUAGCGCGGCCCUGUUUGAUACUGGAGGCGGCCACACCAUUCCUCGGUCCGGCAAGGUGAUCACAGAAUUGGGAAAUGCACUCCGGGAUUUGAUAGACAAGGCAUAUGAAGCGUAA